Messenger RNA from Brachypodium distachyon (stiff brome), 971 nucleotides. RefSeq lists its product as uncharacterized. The record is from RefSeq and is a predicted model, not a curated record. Bases 569 to 784 code for a protein of 71 amino acids. The transcript has a single exon. NCBI's taxonomy places the organism in Eukaryota, Viridiplantae, Streptophyta, Magnoliopsida, Poales, Poaceae.
AAAUUGAAGCAAACAAACAGCCAUAAAAUGGUAGGUGGUGCCAGAUUUUAAUUGGCCUGAAAACUGAUCAGAGCAUGCUUUCAGAGUUGCUGCUGCUGCUGCAGUAUAUUCAGUAAUUCAGACUGUUUUUACCCUGAAGAUUUGGUCUUGGUUACACUAGCUAGUAGUACCUUUUUUUUGUACAAGGGCUCUAGGUAGUACUUGGUGAGAAGGCUGCAGAGUGUUAGUCAAAAUUAAGCUGCUGACAGUGACAUGUACUGUGCCAAAUAUUUGACACAAGACAUGAUGCAAUGAUGUGCCAAAUUGCAAAUUGCAGUGCACCUCCCUUGAUAAAACCCUAGAUAUAGAUAGAGAUGGAGAUGCAAUGGAGCCUUGGACUGUCAGGAGCUGCAUCUGAUGGACGAGUCCAGGUCUAUUUAACUCUUAAUCCUGCCUGCUAAUGACAAUUUCAAGCCGGCUGGCCGGCCAGGCCGGCCUCUUGGAAGGCACGGCACGGCUGACAGAGAGCCAUCCAUGGUAGACCUAUUUAAGCAGCUUAGGUUGAAGAGAGAGCUUAGGCAGCUUAGCCAUGUCGGGCGACUGGGGCCCUGUGGUGCUCGCGGUGAUCUUCUUCGUUGCGAUGACACCGGGGCUGCUGUGCCAGAUCCCCGGCAACGAUGGCCGCAUAGCGGAGUUCCACAGCAUGCGCACCAGCGGUCUCUCCAUCUUCGUCCACACCGUCAUCUUCUUUGGCCUCUGCGCAAUCUUUAUGAUCGCCGUCGGACUCCACAUCUACGCCGGCUAGCGCCUGCCAUCUUCUUGUUCUUUGUAUGCAUGCUUCCUGCAGUGUAGGAAGUCAUACUACAUAUAUACCAAUAGGCUCUACCUAGUAAAGGGUAUGAGAACUGAUUAUGAGUGAGUUUGUCCGUUUGAUUUAGUUUCAUGUUAAAUUUGUCUUGGUCAACAAAAUAACAUCUCUGUCUAUUGCUUCC